Messenger RNA from Arachis duranensis, 756 nucleotides. Its product is annotated as expansin-A22-like. The transcript is spliced from 2 exons. The coding region runs from base 1 to 756 and encodes 251 amino acids. Gene Ontology annotation, biological process: plant-type cell wall organization. The record is from RefSeq and is a predicted model, not a curated record. Gene Ontology annotation, cellular component: extracellular region. Lineage: Eukaryota; Viridiplantae; Streptophyta; Magnoliopsida; Fabales; Fabaceae.
AUGGCUACGUCUCGUUGUUUGGUUCCUUUGGUCAUUUUCAUGUAUUCCUUAGCCAUUUCAGGUGCCAUUGAUGGUAAUUGGUAUGAUGCUCAUGCAACAUUCUAUGGUGACAUGCAAGGUGGAGAAACCAUGAAUGGUGCAUGUGGAUAUGGGAAUUUAUUUGCACAAGGGUAUGGACUUGCAAACACAGCACUAAGCACUGCUCUAUUCAACCGUGGCCUAACAUGUGGUGCAUGUUUUGAGAUCCAAUGUGUGAAUGAUCCACAAUGGUGUAUUAAGGGUGCAGGAACAAUCAAAGUAACAGCAACAAAUUUUUGUCCUCCAACUAACGAAAAAGGUCGUCCACCAUGGUGUAACCCUCCACAAAAGCACUUCGAUUUGUCCAUGAAAGUGUUCACAACAAUAGCAAACUACAAAGCAGGGAUAAUCCCAGUUCGUUAUAGGCGCACUCCAUGCAUUAAACAUGGUGGUGUCAAGUUUGAGUUGAAGGGUAACCCUCAUUGGUUGCUAGUGUUAGUUUUUAAUGUUGCAAAUGCUGGUGAUGUUACAAAUGUUAAAAUAGCAGGUUCAACCACACGUGCAUGGAUUCCUAUGACACGUAAUUGGGGGCAAAAUUGGCAAACUGGUACUCCAUUGAAUGGACAAGCAUUGUCUUUUAUGGUUACUACAAGUGAUGGCAAAACGUUGACGUUUAGUAAUGUUGCUCCUCCCAGUUGGCGACUUGGACAAACUUUUGAGGCCGCAACCAACUUUUAG